AUGGAGAAUGAGACGAGCGAAUCCAUCACUGGGGUUGGUACCCCCGCUGAGGAAGCAGAGCACGGUGGGCAAGAUGAAACCGCCCAGGACGUCGUUAUCAAGUCAAACAUAAACCCUCCAUUCUUGUCAGCUUUUCUUAAGGCCUCACAAUUUCCCAUGCCUAGUCAGCAACCGGCAUUCUCCAUCAUCACCAUCUCCAAAUCCUUUUGUGUUUAUACUAAGUCGUCCGACCAACCAUUUCCAACUGACAGAGCCCUGAUGCGGAGUCCGGACUCAAGCAUUAUUCAACCUGUUCUGGUACCAUUGCGACUGAUAACUAUCUUAAGUCUGAGCAGAAUAAGCGAACUAUCUAAUCCGAUUAUGGCCGAACUGGGGCAAGGAGAAUCUUUAUUGGGCUCCUCCCCACUUCUGCUCACGAUAGUUUGGUACUCUAAGCUAUUAAACGACUUACGUCGAUUUCCUCUAGGUUUAUUGGGUUCAAAUGCUAGAGUGCCAUCCCAUCAGCAGUCUGAUGACGUCUUUCAGAAUUAUGCUCUUGUCCGAAUGGGAUUCCAACUGCGAUACGAUGGUACCAAUGCAUCAGAGUGGAUCUUUACCAUUGGGCUAGACUUGCAGGCCUCGAGGCGCCUUGUGGGCGCGAUCUUUUUGGGCAACUUUUGUUGUGAGGCUGGUCCAGAUGUCGAUCAUCUGAGCCGAUUUGGCCCCAAGACUUUAAUGUAG
Molecule: messenger RNA, 720 nt
Organism: Protopolystoma xenopodis
Lineage: Eukaryota; Metazoa; Platyhelminthes; Monogenea; Polystomatidea; Polystomatidae
Source: the annotation of a GenBank genome assembly